Ectocarpus sp. CCAP 1310/34 is the source of this 3031-nucleotide messenger RNA. The record is from the annotation of a GenBank genome assembly. NCBI's taxonomy places the organism in Eukaryota, Phaeophyceae, Ectocarpales, Ectocarpaceae.
CGAGGAAAAUAAGGCCGUUGACAAAUAGUCAACGCAGCCGGAUAGGGCUAGCUGGACACCACUGCUGCAUAGCGGGCCUGCCCUCGGAGGGAACAAGCGUCGCCGUACGCCUUCGUGAGCACGUGCACGCUACCAAGAGCGGUGGAAAGCAAGCGAGGUCACCAGCGAUUGGUCAAUCAUGUUUGGCUUGACACCCCGAACGAAGCCCUCGCCUCGGCACGCGAAGGGGCAGACCGCAGGCGGCAAGGACGGAGGAGAGUUUCCGGCCGUGGGGAGGCGCGUUCGUACGCUUCCAAAGGGGCUCCUUGGUGUUGUACGUUGGGUGGGUCCCACACACUUCUCGGCCGGAGUGUGGGUCGGCGUGGAGCUGGACACGUGCGACGGCAGGAACGACGGGGAGGUUCAGGGCACGCGGUACUUCACGUGCUCGGCGGGACACGGCGUGUUUGUCAGGCCCGACAAUGUAUCCCCCACCAAAGAGGGCGCCUCGACGGCUGCACCACCGGCAUCCGCUUCCUCCGCAGAUCGACGACGGCCGAACCCUGGAGGUUUAGAAUUCGCACCGACCCAGUUGACCCGGAGAGGCUCCCACGCCUCGCUGUUGUCGGAAAACGUUGGCGGCUCCGGUCUUCCCUCGAACACUUGGGCGCCUGGAUCGGAGUCGGGCAACGCUCGCAAGGCGUUGGACAAGGGCAAACGCACCGGCAGCGGCGACGACCCGAUGAUCGGACAGAUACUUGCAUCCGAGGCGUUUUUUCGCAUCCUAUCGGACACCGUAGCGGAGCGCGUCAAGACUGAGAUGGCACGCAAGGAAUUCCAAAUGAAGGCAGACUCAGAAGCGAUGCUGAGUAGGAUGAGCCACGUGGAGCGCGUGGUAGAGGAUGCCGGCGGGGCCAUGGACGAUAUUGCGUCGAUGGUUCAGACGAUAUCGGAGAGCAUCGAGGGACGGCCUGCCGAUCUGGACUUUAAGGGCGCCGCGGCUGGCGGAGUUGGCGGCGGUGAUGCUGGAGGCGGAGGGCGUGACGAUGCGCGCGUGGCGGAGCUGACGAAGCUCUUGUGCACGGUCCACGAUAUGUCUUCUCAGGCGGCGGAACUCCUUCGAGCCGAGAGGAAGCAGAAUCAGGACCAGGUGAAGCGCUUGACUGAAAGGCUCCAGGAGCUGGAGACCAGGGGCAGGGUCUCCGCGGCAUCGCCUAAGCCCAUGGAGGGCUAGUGAAGGAGCGGGGGGGGUUAGGAGAGGGAAGUUGUCAGCCGGGGCACCGCGUCCCACACCAUGAAUCACGUCCAUCCAUUCAUUUUGUUACUCAUGUUAAAUGUGUGUGUACAUUUCUUUUUUUCUAGUGUUGUAGUAUAUAGCGUGUUGUUUUAAGAGCGCUCGGUCCCCCAGACUUGCUUGUGUUGUGCCGCCGUCGCUAUCGGUGUGAAAUGCUUUGCUCUGAUCGAGAGCUCUCCGACAGAACGAGGGAUUGACCUGGGUAGCACGCAGUAAGGGGACAAGUGGACCAAGUUGCGGUUGACGCAGAAGCCGAAGCAAACAGCACUAGCAGCAGCGGGGUCUCCACUGUCGCUGUUGUCAUCGCUGUGGUGGUUACGUGAAGGCAUGUGGAGCGCCCCCCCCCCCCCCCCCCCCCCCCCCCCCCCCCCCCCCCCCCCCCCCCCCCCCCCCCCCCCCCCCCCCNCCCCCCCCCCCCCCCCACUUCCAACCGCGAAACCCCGAAUGAACUACUUCUGUCGCUGUUAUUCCUGUUGGUUGAGAAGGCCUUUGUGUUCAGCUCUCGCCCGUCUGUCGUGUGACUCGUCUGUUGAUGUAUGCGACAGGGCGCACGGGGCAGUUUCGGCCGUAAUGGAUUACUUGUUGUAUUUUCGUGUUUUCUUUCAGAUUUCGUGUUCCUGAGCGCGCUCCCCAACAACGAACGGCGUCGUGCGCCCCAUGCGCGGGGCUUUUGUGUCUUCAUCGUGCGUAAGUUAGAUGUAUACCACCGCAGGGUAUUCAGUUGCAUCGGUUGCAUGAUAGAGAUCGCGGUAUCGUAUGUAUUCGCUCGCUGCUGACCUUUCCGGCCAAUUAUUCAGCUGGCGGGGUGAUGGACACCGGGCCGGUGUGUGGCGGAUGAUGUGUGCUGGUAGAUGAUAAUGUUUCGUGCGUUUUUUUCCCUCAUGGUCGUCGUCGUCAUCAUGCUCCGAAGACCAAGUUGCUCGUAAGUUCUGUGCCAUGUCUACACAGACAUCAACAUCAGGCAAGCGUUCGUCUCUCAGGACCGCGAGCUCACGCAAACGGUGCCGGCAAAGUUCAGCAUCCGUUUCCGUGAAAGACACCGCGCGGUUCUCGUCUUGUCAGUAGACUAGUUGUAGCAUUGUAGCACUGUAGCAGCCUGGUCGUAUUCACCUCUUGUUUCCCUCCUUUUCAAGCGUCGGAAAUUUGAGACUCGUGUCGUACCCAUAUCCUUGCUUGGUCCGCCUCUCGUUGUGUUUUUUUAGGUACACGGCGUACCCCCCUUUUGUUUGAUUUCUUGCGUUUGGACUAAUACUGCUGUAGAUGCGUCGAAGCUGCAAGUGUCUUGGUUUCCUGGGUGGAAGAACUACGACUCUAUGGAGCAAAGUCGCUGGGGAAAGAGGAGUUUCUUCGUCGUUGCACUAGCUGUUAAUUUUUUUUCCGAAGUUUUCGUCAUGCCUACGAAUCCAUGAAAAUGGGGCAGGGGGGGGGGUCUUGUACCCUUGGCGUUGUUGAAAAAAAGUAGAAGCCGCUGGGAACCUAGAACAAACCAGGAAGAGGCCUUCGUAGUAUCAUGCAGAGACUGAAGAAACAGCAGUACUGUUGCCGCAGGUAUACCGUUGUACCACCGUGUUUGGCGGGCAGCCUAUGGAGCAAAGGAGAUGUUCUCCACUACUGCGAAACAGAGCGUGGAUGAGCGAGCUGCCGUACUCCUCGGUUGGCCACGGAAGGAACCAUGCACCGCUGUGAGAUGGACCAAUAGGCUUCUUCUGCGCAACCGAUUAGUGUUUGUGCUCGCACACGAAGAUGUGUGCGAGCGGG